AUGGUGGACAGCGUGUACCGCACCCGCUCGCUGGGGGUGGCGGCCGAGGGGCUGCCGGACCAGUACGCGGACGGCGAGGCGGCGCGCGUAUGGCAGCUCUACAUCGGCGACACCCGCAGCCGCACGGCCGAGUACAAGGCCUGGCUGCUCGGGCUGCUGCGCCAGCACGGCUGCCAGCGGGUGCUCGACGUGGCCUGCGGCACCGGGGUGGACUCCAUCAUGCUGGUGGAAGAGGGCUUCAGCGUGACCAGCGUGGACGCCAGUGACAAGAUGCUGAAAUACGCGCUUAAAGAGCGCUGGAACCGGCGCCAUGAGCCCGCCUUUGACAAGUGGGUCAUUGAGGAAGCCAACUGGAUGACUCUGGACAAAGACGUGCCCCAGCCACCAGAGGGCGGCUUCGAUGCUGUCAUCUGCCUUGGGAACAGUUUUGCUCACUUGCCAGACUGCAAAGGGGACCAGAGCGAGCACCGUCUGGCGCUGAAGAACAUUGCGAACAUGGUGCGGCCAGGAGGCCUGCUGGUCAUCGAUCAUCGGAACUACGACCACAUCCUCAGCACGGGCUGUGCACCCCCAGGAAAGAACAUCUACUAUAAGAGCGACCUGACCAAGGACAUCACGACCUCAGUGCUGACCGUGAACAACAAGGCACACAUGGUGACCCUGGACUACACCGUGCAGGUGCCGGGGGCCGGCCAGGAUGGUUCUCUCGGCUUGAGUAAGUUCCGGCUCUCCUACUACCCUCACUGUCUCACGUCCUUCACGGAGCUGCUCCGAGCAGCUUUUGGGGGCAAGUGCCAGCACAGCAUCCUGGGUGACUUCAAGCCUUACAAGCCGGGUCAGGCCUACAUCCCCUGCUAUUUCAUCCACGUGCUCAAGAGGACGGACUGA
Messenger RNA from Pipistrellus nathusii (Nathusius's pipistrelle), 888 nucleotides. Lineage: Eukaryota; Metazoa; Chordata; Mammalia; Chiroptera; Vespertilionidae. The record is from the annotation of a GenBank genome assembly.